Dictyostelium discoideum AX4 is the source of this 216-nucleotide messenger RNA. RefSeq lists its product as hypothetical. The coding region runs from base 1 to 216 and encodes 71 amino acids. The record is from RefSeq and is a predicted model, not a curated record. The transcript has a single exon. Lineage: Eukaryota; Evosea; Eumycetozoa; Dictyosteliales; Dictyosteliaceae.
AUGUUAUUUGAAACUUUAAAAAGUCUUUCUCAACAAAAUGGUGGCCAAUUCUCUGAUGAACAAUCAUUUGAAAGUCCAAUUUCAUCAUCAUUUAAUGGUCAUUCAAUGCCAUUCGGUAGUCCAUCAUCAACAAUGAGUUCAUCCUAUAAGGGUAAUACCAAUUCCUCAACCAAAUCAAGCAGUGCCUUCUUUUCAAGACCAUUUUAUUCUGAAUAA